Messenger RNA from Erigeron canadensis, 1571 nucleotides. RefSeq lists its product as uncharacterized. The coding region runs from base 37 to 1413 and encodes 458 amino acids. The transcript has a single exon. Lineage: Eukaryota; Viridiplantae; Streptophyta; Magnoliopsida; Asterales; Asteraceae. The record is from RefSeq and is a predicted model, not a curated record.
AGAAAAAAAAAACACACACACAUACUGACACACACAAUGUCAUUAAUCUUAACAUCAUCAAACACUAAUCUCAUUAUCCAAACAUCAUUAUCACUAAUCCUAACACUAAUCUUCACAUUCAUCAAGAUCUCAUCUUUCUUUCUUCAUGGUCUUCACACAUACAUCCACCCUGAUGACGUCACUCCCCCAAACCCAAAUUCAAAUGGUAUCAAAGCUGCAAUAAGAAGACCCGGUGACCCACCCGAAUUAAGACCCAGAAAGAAAAACCAUAACAAAUUUGAAUUUGAUGAAAAUAAAGCUCAGAUCUUUAGGCUUAAACUGACCCAUAAUCAAUUACAAUCAAGGCUUUAUUUUGAUCAGUUUAAUGGGCUUUUUAAUUUCAUUAUUGUUGCUUGUUUUUCAUUGUUGAUACAUAUAUAUUUGCCUGUUGUAUCUAUAGGUGGGUCUAAAUCAUCAUCUGGGGUUCUGUUAAAUGGGACUUUGAUUCCAAUUUUGUUAGGAUUUUUUGGAAUUUGUAGGAUUGCUUUUGUAAGUGUUAAAGUUUCUUUAGAAAGAUCUGCUUCUAAGAAUCUUGAUAAGAAUUUGAGUGUUUUAGUUGGAUUUUUAGGGACCCUUUUUGGGUUUUUGAUUGUUUCUGAAGUUAUUCCGAAUUGGGUAUUUGAUUUUGGGAUAAAGUUUGAAUCUUUAGAUGGUUUUGCUAAGUUUUGUGUUUCGGUGUUGAUGGGGUUUUUAGCUGGGAUUUUGUAUGUUCCUGCCACGAAAAGUGCUCGUUCUUAUUGGCUUGGAACAGAUCAGAUUCGUUGUAAUUUGUCGAUGAUUUAUUGUGGAUGGUUUGGGAGAAUGUUGCUUUAUGUUAGCUACUUAUUGACUGUGUUUUCUUCACUGCUUUGGAUUGGUCCUUUUGCUGAUCUUUUGGUUAACAAGAACAUUAAGAUGAAGAACGUUAAGCAUACGAAUAAUUUAGUUGGCAAUGUGGGUAUGUCAAGAUCGGAUUUUGAGAACUUUAGGCUGUGUUGUUUGUUAGCUACUGGAAUUUUGCAAAUGUUAAGUUUGCGGGCAAAUUUGCAAAUGUUUUUAAAUGAAGCAGUUUUGUCAUGGUACCAGAGAUUGCAUGCUAGCAAGGUUCCGGAUUUGGAUUACAGUAGAGCGAAAGUGUUCUUGCAUAAUCAUUACUUAUGCCUUGCUGGGAUACAGUUCUUCUCACCUCCUGCAUUGGUACUACUCUUUCUUGGAUUAUCUAGAAUAAAUGAUAAUGUCCUUGAUCAUUUUCCAGCUUUGUGUAAUCUGGUCCCGUGCUCUGCUUUGGUUAAAGAAAUGGGUGUGUUUAUGGGCUGGUGGGUGGUUUUGGUUUCGGGUGUAUUUGUUUCAGUGAACCUUGCGUUAUAUCGACAGGGGAUUAUGUAUGUUUCUUGAUGGUUUUUUUGUGUCUACGGUUGUUGUAGAUUACACAAAUUAAGUUUUGUUAGAGUCGAUUGUAGAGUUUUGUGUUGGUAACAAAAUUGUGAUGUUUAUUUUUUCUUUUCUGAUCAGUUAUAUACAAGUUCUAUGACACAUUUUUGGCUUCUGCUUCA